Messenger RNA from Pedinophyceae sp. YPF-701, 2190 nucleotides. NCBI's taxonomy places the organism in Eukaryota, Viridiplantae, Chlorophyta, Pedinophyceae. The record is from the annotation of a GenBank genome assembly.
AUGCGACGACCGGGUGCUGUUUGUUGCUGGGCAGCUCUUCUGUUGGCUCUGCUGGCUGCGCCGCGCGUGUGCGCGGACCGCCGGGCUGACGGAGCGGGAUAUAUAGGAGAGCAUGCAGGACAGCUGCUCGCGGCCCGCGGCGGUGAAUCUGCGGAGCAGAACAGGGUGUUUGGGCACGCGACACAGAAGGAGGCCGGCCCGGGCGUGCAGCGCCCGAUUUUGGACGAGCCAGGCUACGAGGCUGAUGGCGUUGAAGUGAAGGAGGAGCUGAGCGGGAAUGUGGGCGAUGGACGACCGGAGGGUGGGAGGGCGAGGGAGCUCUGGACGGCACUGCUGGUGUUCCUUGCGGGCGCGUUCGCGAACGCGGCGGGCGUGGGCGGCGGGGCAAUUUACGUGCCCAUCUUUGCCCUCGCCCUGGACCUGGACGUCAAGUCAGCGACAGCCGUCAGUCAGGCGCUGAUCGUCGGUGGUUCGUUCGCCUCGGUCCUCCUUAACUCGACGAAACAACACCCAUACAACCCAGCGAGGGCGCUCGUGGACCUCGAGGUAUGCACGAUGCUGGAGCCGGGGCUCAUGCUAGGCAUUACGUUUGGCGUUCUGAUCAACGUGGCGAUGCCCGAGUGGCUCGUCAACUUCCUCCUCGCCUCGGUGCUGGUCUACCUGUCCCUCAAGACCGUCUCCAAGGGCAAGGACAUGCUCGAGAAGGAGACAAACCUGUUUGAGCGCAACCACAACCUCUCGCGCCUGGGCAACGCCACCGCGCCCGUCUCCCGCGUCAACAGCAUGGCGCGCUCCCUGAAACGCUGGGGCUACUCCAGGCUCCGCCCCUCCAAGGCCGUACAGGUCCCGCGGAACGUCGCGCGCAGCAUGGUCGACCCCAACUCCCUGCGUCGGCACCUUUUGGAAACUGACGUCAGCGCCGACGACCUCGCGGGGACGUCGCCGCUCGGGACGUCCCCGGGCAGCGUCAUCACGGGGGCGUCGCCGCCCGCGCCGUGCGUGUGGCCGGGCGGCGUCGUCGGCGACUACGGCAGCGGUGACGAGGAGGCCCCGCCUGCGUCGAACCACUCGAUGGCGGCGAACGACGGGCCACGCAGGGCGCCGGGGGGCUCUGAGAUCGACGGUGCAGCGGCGCUGGAGCCGCGCUUCACGCUCAUGUCGCAGUCGGGCGGCUUGGAGAGGGCGGCCGCGCACGCGCAGGCGCAGGGGCAGGGGCAGGCGCGCAGCGGCGUGGAGGACGAGGACGACGAGGCGUCGUCGCAGGCCCGGCAGCAGCUGUCCGACAUGGCGGCGAUGUACUUAGUGUCGCGUGGCGGCGGCGGGGACGUGUACGGGUGGGAUCGGGCGAUGACAUUGAACAGAAUGAUGAUGGCGGGGGGGCGCCGCGUGCGGCACGCGCUGGGGCAGGUCGAGGAGGUCGAGGAGGGCGAGGAGACGGAGACGCCGAACGGCGAGAGGUCGCUGCACGCGUCGGAGGCGCCUGCGCCGCGCUGGACGCUCUCGCCGCUGUGGAAGGAAGCGGCGGCGCGGUUCGCGCUGCUCGCUGCGAUGUGGCUGUCGUUCGUGACGAUCCAGCUGUACAGGGACGGACAGGCGCCGUGCGCGCCGGUGUGGUGGUCGACGAUCGCCCUGCAGUCCGUCCUGAGCGUCGCUGCCGCGCUGCUGAUGCUGCUGCUUCUGCGGCGCGCGAAGCAGCACCCGGGGGACCCGGAGUCGCGCACUGCGCUGCAGCGGCAGCCCCUGACGAAGGCCGCGCAGCUCACGGCGACCGCGGCAUCGGCGGGCGUCGUGGCGGGCAUCGUGGGUAUGAGUGGGGGCAUGAUCAUGGCGCCAGUCUUGCUCGACGCAGGACUCCCCCCGCAGGUUGCCGCCGCCAGCUCAGCGCUGGUGGUGUUGCUGUCGUCUUCGGCGGCGAGUAUUCAAUUCUUUGCUUCGGGACACAUGCCGCUCGGAUACAGCGUGGUGUACGGCGCCAUUUGCUUCGUGGCGAGCGUGGUUGGCAUCAUGCUCAUCCGCGUCGCAGUCAAGGCCACGGGGCGGGCGAGCGUCAUCGUUCUCGUGCUGGGGGGCAUCAUGGCCGCUUGCGUGCUCGUCAUCGUGGCCACAUCCUACGCGGACAUCUACGACGGAAUCGCCGGCCUCGACUUCGGGCUCGGAGACUUCUGCGAGGCGCAGGCAGUGUCGCGGUAG